Messenger RNA from Toxorhynchites rutilus septentrionalis, 1052 nucleotides. RefSeq names its product 3-oxoacyl-[acyl-carrier-protein] reductase FabG-like. The transcript has a single exon. Bases 89 to 856 code for a protein of 255 amino acids. The record is from RefSeq and is a predicted model, not a curated record. Gene Ontology annotation, molecular function: oxidoreductase activity. NCBI's taxonomy places the organism in Eukaryota, Metazoa, Arthropoda, Insecta, Diptera, Culicidae.
UAUUUGCCAGAUUUGUUCAUCAAGCGAUUCAGUCUUGAAAUACCCUAUCAUCUCACGGGUUAUAUAAUAGCUUCUCUCUACGGACACUAUGAACUUUGCCGGUAAGGUUGUUCUGAUAACUGGAGCUAGCAGUGGAAUCGGUGCUGCUACAGCAAAAAAGCUGUCCGAAUUAGGUGCAACGCUAGCCCUUACCGGUCGUAAAUUAGAAAAUCUUAAUCAUGUAGCGGCCGAAUGUACCGUAGGGCCAGUCACUCCUUUGGUGAUUCCUGGUGAUAUCACAAAAGAAGCGGACACGGAGCGAAUCCUUAAAGCGACGAUUGAGAAGUUUGGUAAACUUGAUGUGUUAGUUAACAAUGCCGGUAUUAUCGAAACUGGAACGAUUGAGACAACAAGCUUGGAGCAGUUCGAUCGAGUAAUGAACACAAAUAUCCGAUCGAUCUACCACGUAACAAUGUUGGCAGUACCGCAUCUGAUCAAAACACAAGGAAAUGUUGUUAAUGUAUCCAGUGUUAACGGAAUACGCUCAUUCCCUGGCGUAUUAGCGUACAAUAUCUCCAAGAUGGCGGUAGACCAAUUCACGCGUUGUGUAGCGCUCGAGUUAGCGGCCAAGACCGUCCGAGUUAAUUGUGUAAAUCCUGGCGUAACUGUCACAAAUCUGCAUAAACGCGGUGGAAUGGAUGAAGAAACAUAUAAGAAAUUCCUGGAGCAUUCAAAGAAUACACAUGCAAUGGGAAGACCUGGAGAAGCUACCGAAGUAGCUGAUGCAAUUGUGUUUUUGGCAAGCGAAACGGCUUCCUUCAUCACAGGGGCCAGUCUACCGAUUGAUGGUGGUCGUCAUGCAAUGUGCCCACGCUGAACUGAUUCCCUCUUUUCGAUACAAGGACCACUCCGACAACAGAUCCUGAAAAAUUGCAUUUAAUUCGUAGCUCUUUCUGUUCCUAAUCAAUAACAAUAAAAUAAACGCAACAUUUUACAACAUGCAAAAUAACAUAAUUUUAUUUUCUUAUGUCCUUAUGCAAGCUUUUUUUAAAUAAAGAACAGUUUACAACACA